AUGUUCAACAACCUCGCUGGCGUGCCACCAACGGCAGUGAAAGGCGUGCGCUCCGCGUACCUCCAGACAAAGGGCGCUGACAACGUAAUGCUGAUGCAGGAAGAAGGAUUUGCCUAUGAUUCAUCCUACCCCACGGACAAGAUGGACUCUCCUUACUGGCCGUACACCUUUGACUACCAGUCCAGCGCUGGCUGUGCCGUCCCACCGUGGUUCCUGAACGACGGCUAUUACAACAUGGAGGCCCUCCAAGAGUUCCUGGACGCCAUUCAGGAGCAGCCAGAUGUAUACAUGGUCACCUACAGUCAAGCUCUGGAUUGGAUCAAGAACCCUGUUAGGGCUGCCGACAUCAGCAGCUCCGGAAUGUUCGGCUGUGACUACGCCGACCGCACCCCACUCUGCGCACACCCCAACCUCUGUGGAUACCUGAACGUCACUUACGCACCCAACGAUGAGGAGCAUCCAGGCGACAGGUUCUUCCAGACCUGCAGCGAAUGCCCCGAAGUUUAUCCGUGGGUGGAUAACCCAGCAGGAGAAUAAGCUGCUCUGUGACAACUCCAGGGAGCUUGAUAUAGACGACACGGACCGCCCGAUCAAAGAAUUCUUGACCAAUCCUAUAUAUUAGUUUGCCCUAACAUUCGCAGAAGGAAUCAAAACAUUUCUCAUUGCCUUCUGCAAGUUAAUAACGCGCUUGCUUUUACGCUCAAUUUGACUAGACUGUGGGAAAUUUCUCUCACAUUUUCUAGUACUUGUUCAAUUUAGGAUCGCAAUAUAUGCGUCUGCUACAAUAGUUAGUUAAACGCGAUUCGUAGAAUAGUGUAUGUUAGGACGCUAGUUUCAUGACACAGCAUUACUGAUAACGUCGGAUAUGCGUGUGUGCGUGUGUGCGUGUGUGUGUGUGUGUGUGUGUGUGUGUGUGUGUGUGUGUGUGUGUGUGUGUGUG
Messenger RNA from Priapulus caudatus, 940 nucleotides. RefSeq lists its product as uncharacterized. The record is from RefSeq and is a predicted model, not a curated record. Bases 1 to 537 code for a protein of 178 amino acids. NCBI's taxonomy places the organism in Eukaryota, Metazoa, Priapulida, Priapulimorpha, Priapulimorphida, Priapulidae. Gene Ontology annotation, biological process: carbohydrate metabolic process. The transcript is spliced from 2 exons.